GCUAUUGAAAAGAAGCGAUUUUUGAAAACAAAACAGAAAACAGGGCUUGUAACUCCUCCUCCUAGGAUAUUCCUGCAAUUGAAUACAUUCACUUUCCACAAAUGGUAUUGCAAGCAAAGAAAGAGAGAUGAACAUCCCAAUUCUUCUCUCAUCCCAAAGUCUCGGGGCAUCUGAAUAAUUGACCAAGUUUUUAAAAAAUAAACAAGAAGAAGGGCUGGAAUUCACACACUGUUUCAUCUACUUUGGAUUUUAUCAUCCACUGAAAAAUCUUGCAGGAAGGAUGAAUAUGAAUCUCAGAAGAUGGCUGGCCUUAGUACUCAUGGUACAACUGCUUUUCACCUUUGCAGAGUCUAAAAAUAUUAUGAAAAAUCAAGAAUGUGCUGAGUUCCAAUCUGCACAUUUACUAUGGGGUACAAAUCUCCAAGUUCGAUUUCUUCUGUUUCCCUUUUCCAAUCCCAGCUGUGGACGGCUGCUUUCACAACAGGAGGACAUCCAGGAGGUUGGAUUCAAUGCCAGCUUGGGAACUAAAAUAAUCAUUCAUGGUUUCAGGGCACUAGGCACCAAACCGUCAUGGAUAAAUGCACUGAUUCAAGCCUUCCUAGAAGUAGCCAAAGUCAAUGUGAUUGCUGUAGAUUGGGUUCAGGGAGCCACAGCAGCCUAUCCUACUGCAGUGGAAAAUGUUAUGAAAUUGGGACUGGAAAUUUCUAGUUUUAUCCGCAAGUUACUGGCUAUGGGGGUGCCAGAGUCAUCCAUCCAUCUUAUUGGGGUGAGCCUUGGAGCACACGUUGGGGGCCUGGUGGGCCAAUUCUAUGAAGGCCACCUUGGAAGAAUUACUGCUCUGGAUCCAGCGGGGCCAAAAUACACAAGAGCCAGCCCUGAGGAGCGUCUGGAUCCUGGGGAUGCUCUCUUUGUAGAAGCCAUUCACACAGAUUCAGAUAAUUUUGGUAUCCAAAUACCCGUGGGGCACAUUGAUUACUAUCUUAAUGGAGGGAAAGAUCAGCCUGGAUGUCCCCGUUUCAUAUUAUCUGGCUACAAGUACCUGAUCUGUGACCAUCUGAGGGCUGUGCAUUUCUACAUCAAUGUCUUGAAAGAUUCCUGCCCAGUGAUGGCUUUCCCUUGUUCUAGUUAUAAGAAUUUCUUAGCUGGUCACUGUUUAGAUUGCUUCAAUCCUUUCUUGCUCUCCUGUCCCACAAUUGGACUUUUGGACAAUGGAGGACUCAACAUGAAAACGUUACCUAGAGAGGUUAAAGUUUACUUGGCCACAGCUGCAUCAGCACCAUACUGUGUACACCAUACACUUGUGGAGUUCCACUUGCAACAGAGGAGAACUUCAGAUACCAAUAUUGAGAUAACCUUUCUCACUAGCAACUCCUCAGCUAGCACCAGCUUCAUCAUACCCAAACAACAAAUGUUGGGCAAAGGCUUGCUGAUUCAUUCCGCUCCACUAUGCCAGAUAGAAAGUGUGAUGUUGCAGCAGCGUCACAAGUUUUGGAAGAGGAACAAAGAUGAGCCACCUAUUGUUGGGCACUUUUGUACUGCACCUCUACCUGUGGAUACAAAUGAGAAGAUGAUGUGCUUGCCACAAGUACUGACUAUUACAAGCCAUAACCCCCUUCUACAGAACCUCAACAUUCAGUGUGAUUAGCACAGUUUUCACUUGUGGACACAGAUAUUAUAACAGGGCUGUAACUUUGAAGGUUGAUUUUAAAAUCAAAUGUGUGGCAUUGAAUUUUUUAAAUGUGUUUUCUGUCACAGAAUACUUGCUUCACUUCAACUGCUAAUAAUUUAAGCCUGUUUUUAGUAAUAAUUAGUUUUAUAACCAUGAUGAAAAUAAUUACAAUGUACAUAAAAUGGAACAGCACCUAAUUGAACAGGACCUAUUACUAAUAAAUCUGGAGUGAAAAUAAGUAGAUUCUGCCAGAAACUGACUGUACAUGGUGCUAAUUGUUUGACAGUAUAUAUUACUUACCAUUGUAAAUGCAGUUCUCCAUUUAGAAGGAAACAAAUGGCAUUUUGCUUGAUGUACUUUCAGAAGUGGAAGGCCAUUAUCAAGGAAGGGGGCAUUUCAUGAAUUUCUCUUCUACUGCUUAUAUCCAUUAGCAUGUUCAACUCAGUUGUCUGACCCACUAGAUGAAGACUUUACACAAUACAAGAGAAACAUUUUCCAUUUGUAUCCCAAGUAGUAUUUUGCAGUAAAUGUAAGCAAACUUCUACCCCUUAGUAUAAAAUCUUUGCUCAAGGCAACUGGCAUGUUAAGAAUUUCUGGAUCAUACUACCUAAUUCAAAACAGGAAAAGUAUAGAAGAUGGACAUCUACAUGUUUUGUCUGAUCUUCACUUCUGUGGGAGAGUAUCCAUAACAUCUUCCUUGUGCCUCAGCAAAAUUGUCCAGUGUUAAAACAAAGACAGUAAUAGUAUCAGGAUUAAUUACCGAACUUGGCAUCACUAUUUUAAUUUUAUUUUGUAAAUAUGUUUUUGUGGGUUUUAAAACAACACCUCCAAACUGUUAACAGUAGAACCUUUGCCUCUCAUUAAUAAUGUAUACAAUAAAGUUUUGAUUUAACUUUCCAUUCA
This is a messenger RNA of Pantherophis guttatus, 2572 nucleotides long. RefSeq names its product phospholipase A1 member A (gene PLA1A). The record is from RefSeq and is a predicted model, not a curated record. Gene Ontology annotation, biological process: lipid catabolic process. NCBI's taxonomy places the organism in Eukaryota, Metazoa, Chordata, Lepidosauria, Squamata, Colubridae. Gene Ontology annotation, molecular function: glycerophospholipid phospholipase A1 activity.